GCUAAGUGAAGUGGUUGAUGUAAGCAUCAUCGAACCUAAAGUUGGCGUUGACAUUGUCAACAUCGUGGCCAACAUCCUGCUUUCUGAAACUGACGUCACACCAGUCACUGACAUUGUCCUUGAUCUUACAGACCAGAUGGGGAACAGUAUAGAAUUUCAAGGGGAAUCUAUAAAUAUCAAAUCUCCUGCGCUCGCCCUUUCCAUGAUUAAUGUCGAUCCAGAUCAGUUCAGUGGCCUCACCUUUGGUGUGUCUCUGUCAUCUACAACGAACCCUGAGAUAUUUGUUAACCAGAGCUUUGUCAGCAAACCACUUGCAGAAACAAGUGCGACUAUUUCCUUGCCCGCUGAGAUCAACAACUUUUUCCCACCUGGAGUCAGAAACACAACACGAGUGCAAUUUCAUUUUUAUGGAACAGCCCAACCUCUUUCAGGAUCCCUACUUAAUCAAUGAAACUGAUGGGAAUUGGACGUUAAACUCCUUUGUGGUUUCUGCCAGCGUUAAUAACAGCCAAGUUAUGAACCUGCAGGAACGAGUGGUGGUGACCUUCAAGCACGAAGAAACCAGACGGUCAAAGUGUGUGUUCUGGGAUUUCCAAAAGUACAGUAGCCUUGGUGGUUGGAACAGCAGCGGCUGUGAAACCCGUAACAUUUCCCCUCAUCAGACCAGCUGUCUGUGUGAUCACCUCACACAUUUUGGUGUCCUGCUGGAUGUAAGCCAAGGCCCAAUGGACCCCGAAGAUAUCCGGAUUCUCACAAUAAUCUCUUACCUUGGUUGUGGUCUUUCCUCCAUCUUUCUAGGAAUCACUUUGCUCACCUACCUUAUUUUUGAGAAGUUGCGUCAGGACUAUCCAUCUAAAAUACUCAUCAACUUGUCCGCUGCACUGCUGGGUUUGACCAUGUUCUUUCUUAUCGACUCGUGGCUCGCAUCCUUCUCCAGCUACGCAUUGUGCAUCACGACAGCUGCUUUUCUCCACUAUUUCCUCUUGGCUUCCUGCACCUGGAUGGGCUUGGAGGCCUUUCACAUGUACUUCGCACUGGUGAAGGUUUUCAACACCUACGUGCCCGCCUAUUUACUGAAAUUCUGCGCUGUUGGAUGGGGUAUUCCUUUGGUGAUAGUCAGCCUUGUGCUCGCCAUAGAUAAAGACACUUAUGGAAGCUUUGUUUCCUGUUGGAUUCAGAAUAACAUUUUCUACUACAUCACAGUGGUGGGAUUUAUUCUCUUCAUCUUCUUGGGCAACCUGGGCGUGUUCGUCGUGGUUCUGAUCCAGAUCAAACAAAUGAGGGCCAACAAACCGCUAGUCAAGAGCCGCAGCGCGCUGCAGGACUUCAGAGCAGUCGUCGGCCUCACUGUCCUGCUGGGCCUCACCUGGUCGUUGGGCUUCUUUUCAUUCGAACCAGCACGAGUGGUCAUGAUGUACCUAUUUGCAAUCUGCAACUCUUUUCAAGGAUUUUUUGUUUUUGUGUUCUACUGUUUGAUGAAGGAAAAUGUGAGGAAACAGUGGAAAAUUUAUUUGUGCUGUGGACGUUUCAGGGCUAAUGAAACCUCAGACUGGAGCCGCUCUGUAACAAUGGACGUUCGUAACAAAAAGGGCAAUCUUGUCAAAUCCGACUCAGUUCACUCUGACAACAACUCCUUCACCAAGUCACUGACUCCUCCACGUAAUCUCCAAAACACUCACACCGCUAGGUGGCAGUAGUGAGCUUCUGAAGCAGGAAGACAAGAUCAAUCAGUCACAAAUUUGGGUACAAAUAAUUUUUUAUAAUGAGCAGGAGAGAAAUCACAAAAAGCACAUUUCUGAAAUGUUACUCAGGAUGUUUUUUUUUUACUAUUAUGAACAUUUCACCUUAAAGUAUUGUCACAUGUGACAAGUAUACACUGAAAUGAACUAGGUUUAAUUAAUUAAUUUCAUAGAAACUGAAAAUAUUUUAGGUUAGGUUGGCAAUAGUAGAGGUAUAAAAUCCGCAGGGCACUUUCAAGGAUUUCAAAACAAAACAGAGAAACAUUUUUAUAUAUUGUUACAUCUAUCAGCGUUGUUAUAUAUUUUACAGAAACUGCUGCUCAUUUGUUCUUUAUCUCUGUAUGUUUCCACUAAAGACAAUUUUGUAAACUGUGCUUGAUUUUAAUUUUUAAAUAAACUAUUUAUUUUAAUUUGAUUUUAUUUACUGAGAACUAAUAAGCUCGUGAGAAUCAGAUAUCUUUUUUAUCUAGUAUUUUUAAUUUUUGGUAGCAAGAUAAAUUUGGGUAAUUUAAUGUGAAUGGAUACCAAAAUUUAACUGAAGCAAGAUUAUUUUUGUAAGACGUAUCCUGUGUCAUUUUUAUUGCUGAAAUAAAAAUGUGAUCAUGAUCAUCUUC
Molecule: messenger RNA, 2353 nt
Organism: Xiphophorus hellerii (green swordtail)
Lineage: Eukaryota; Metazoa; Chordata; Actinopteri; Cyprinodontiformes; Poeciliidae
Product: adhesion G-protein coupled receptor G2-like
Biological process (GO): cell surface receptor signaling pathway; adenylate cyclase-activating G protein-coupled receptor signaling pathway
Cellular component (GO): plasma membrane
Molecular function (GO): G protein-coupled receptor activity
Source: RefSeq, a predicted model, not a curated record